AGAAACUUGUCUUUUUAAACCGUGCUUCUGAUGUGUGUUUUGUGUUUGGACAGCUCUCGGUCUCACGGCAGACACCGGAGGAGCAGAAGUCACGAGAACGACCGACACAGGUCACGUGAUCACGGCCGCAGACGCCACCGGUCGGCCUCGCGCUCGCCGUCCCGCGACUCCAAAUACAAGACGAAGAGCCGGCGCUCCCGGUCCAGAUCGGCCAGUCCGCCGGCGGAGGAGCUGCAGGCCUCGGCCGGCCCCCGCGAGGAAGAAGCCCGCGCUCGCUCCGCCUCCCGCUCGCGCUCCAGAUCCAGGUCCUGGGCCGGGCGCAAGUCCGGAGGCCGCUGAAGCUCCCGGACCCCGUCCCGCGGUUCAUCGUGACGCCGCAGCGGCUUCUGCUUGUUCCCGGAAGACGGCGUGUUGUGAGGAGAAGCGCGGUGUAAAGAUGGCUUUAUUUUUCUAGUCAAAGACGAGCGGAGCGCCAGCCGUUUUUAUUGUAGAAAGAUGCAUGCAGACACCGUUAACGACGGGGAACACCCCACGCUUUUUCUUUCAAAGGUUGCCGUUUACUCCGGA
Molecule: messenger RNA, 567 nt
Organism: Puntigrus tetrazona (Sumatra barb)
Lineage: Eukaryota; Metazoa; Chordata; Actinopteri; Cypriniformes; Cyprinidae
Product: serine/arginine-rich splicing factor 6-like
Exons: 2
Coding region: 31-339 (102 amino acids)
Source: RefSeq, a predicted model, not a curated record